Macrosteles quadrilineatus (aster leafhopper) is the source of this 1100-nucleotide messenger RNA. RefSeq names its product protein TsetseEP-like. The record is from RefSeq and is a predicted model, not a curated record. Bases 10 to 987 code for a protein of 325 amino acids. The transcript has a single exon. Gene Ontology annotation, cellular component: extracellular matrix. NCBI's taxonomy places the organism in Eukaryota, Metazoa, Arthropoda, Insecta, Hemiptera, Cicadellidae.
GCCGCCGCUAUGCUGCUGGCUGUUGCCACUGCUGCUCCGCAGUACUCUUACAGGUGGAUUGCUUCCGAACCUGCUUCAUUCGGACAGAAAAUCUACGCACAAGCAUCCGGAGAACCAAAGCCUAUCGCUGAAGCUUCCGAAGAGUCCAAAUCCUUACCCCAAGCUUUCGAAGAGCCACAGCCAUUUACUCAAGCUUCCGAAGAGCCACAGCCAUUCGCUCAAUCUUUCAGAGAGCCAAAGCCCUUCGCCCAAAGUUCUGAAGAGCCAAAGCCAUUCGCUCAAGCUUUCGGAGAGUCGAAAACUUUGGGUCAAUCUUUUGGAGAGUCAAAGCCCUUCGCCCAAGCGUUUUGGCAGCCGAAGCCCUUCUCUCAAGCUUCCCUAGAGUUCAAACCAUUCUCUCAAGCUUUCGGAGAGUCAAAGCCCUUCGCCAAAGGUUCCGAAGAGCCAAAUCCAUCCGCUCAAGCUUCCGCAGAGUUGAAACCCUUUGCUCAAUUUUCCAGAGAGUCAAAGCCUUUAGCCCAAUCUUCCGAAGAGCAACAGUCAUUUGCUCGACCUUCGGAAGAGCCAAAGCCAAUUGCUCAAGUUUCUGAAGAGCCAACGCCCUACAGCCCAUCAUCUGAAGAAACUAAACCUAACGCUCCUAAAGCCUAUUCCCCCAGUUACGAAGAGCCUGAGCCAGCGUACCCCAAAUAUGCUUUUGAGUACUCCGUCAACGACCCUCACACCUACGACAUCAAGAGCCAGAAGGAGGAGCGCGACGGAGACGUCGUCAAGGGAGUUUACGAGCUGGUAGAACCUGAUGGCUCCAAGAGGAUCGUCACAUACUCCGACGAAGGUCACGGUUUCCAGGCUGUCGUGACCAAGGAGUCUGCCAAGGGCUACUCCCCUGCCCCAGCGUACGCCUCUAAGCCAGUUGAAGCUCCAGCGCCCGCUCCAGUGUACCUCAAGCUAUCACACCCAUCUCUUGUGCCAUACAAGAAGUACUGAAUACACCAAUUGAUCUCCUAUAUCCAUUUUAACCAUCAUGUAUAUAUGACAUCUCAUUAGUUUUUAUUUUUUUACUAUCCAAAUAUAAAUUAAAUCUUAAACUUGUGUUCUAA